Messenger RNA from Prunus avium (sweet cherry), 712 nucleotides. RefSeq lists its product as uncharacterized. The record is from RefSeq and is a predicted model, not a curated record. Lineage: Eukaryota; Viridiplantae; Streptophyta; Magnoliopsida; Rosales; Rosaceae.
AUUCAAUUUGAGUGAAGAAACAAAAUCAAGCACAAAAAUGGCAAGCCACCAAAAUCAGGAUUUGAGCCACAAGGCAGGCGAGUUGACUGGUCAAGCUCAGGUAAAGAAAGAUGAGUUUCUAAACCAGGCAUCAAAUAUGUCUCAAUCUGUCCAGAAUAAGGCAUCAGAUAUGUCUCAAUCUGUCCAGAAUAAGGCAUCAAAUGCGUCUCAGUCUGUCCAGGAGAAGGCAUCAAAUGCAUCUGAAUCUACCCAGAACAAGGCAUCAAAUGCAUCUCAGUCUGCCCAAAACAAGGCAUCAGAUGCAUCUCACACUGCCCAAGACAUCAAGGACCAAGCCACCCAUCUCCUUCAACAGACAAGUGAGCAAGUGAAAAACAUGGCUCAAGGAGCAGCUGAAGCGGUUAAGAGCACUUUGGGAAUGAACAGCCCAAAUGACCCAAACAGUAACCCAAGCAACACAAACGUCAACCCAAGCAACUCAAGCAACCCAAGCAUUAACCCAAGCAACCCAAGGAUUUGAAGUGCUUUCUUCAAUAAUGCUAGCUUUGCCUUCACUCGCAUCAAAAGUUUUGAUGACGUGGUGUCAUGGCAAUUAGCCCUCCGCUGUGGAAAUGGCUAUGUUUUGUUUUUCUUUUGGAUGCAACAUAUUGCAUUUUUGUUCCUUUGUGUUUUGGUUUUUGGUAAAUAAAAGAAGACAUCCAUAUUCCUUCUU